This is a messenger RNA of Lathyrus sativus (Indian pea), 375 nucleotides long. Lineage: Eukaryota; Viridiplantae; Streptophyta; Magnoliopsida; Fabales; Fabaceae. The record is from the annotation of a GenBank genome assembly.
AUGGAUUUAGACAAUUUAGAUACUUACGAUCAAGAAUUUUGGGAGUUGGUUGAAGAAGAAUUUAUGGACGACAGUGAUGAAGAACAACAACUUCAAAAUGAACGUCGACUUGGAAGUUCCUUUAGGCCAAAGAGAAGAACAACGGUAGAUCGAGGUCGUGAAGAAGGGCACAAUCGAUUAUUCAAUGACUACUUCUCGGAAAAUCCAGUAUACACAAAUGUUCAAUUCCAAAGAAGGUUCAGAAUGCAUAGGCAUGUAUUUAUUCGAAUUGUAGAUGCCCUUGGAAAUCAUGAUGAAUACUUUCAAAUGAGGGUUGAUGCAACAGGUAAAAUGGGUCUUUCACCAUUGCAGAAAGCACUUCAAUUGAGUGCUUAG